Messenger RNA from Radiomyces spectabilis, 1661 nucleotides. Its product is annotated as UV radiation resistance protein and autophagy-related subunit 14-domain-containing protein. The transcript is spliced from 6 exons. NCBI's taxonomy places the organism in Eukaryota, Fungi, Mucoromycota, Mucoromycetes, Mucorales, Radiomycetaceae. The record is from RefSeq and is a predicted model, not a curated record. The coding region runs from base 440 to 1447 and encodes 335 amino acids. Gene Ontology annotation, cellular component: endosome; lytic vacuole. Gene Ontology annotation, molecular function: SNARE binding. Gene Ontology annotation, biological process: SNARE complex assembly.
AGGUGCAUUAUUCCUACUUUGCGGUUUCCCCUCCUCGCUCCAAGAGAAAAAGAAAAAAAAAAAGAGCUUAAUCUCUCUCCAUGUGAUAAUUCUGCAAUGGACUGUCAUUAUUGUCGUACCUACAAUCGAAAGUUUUAUUGCUGUCAUUGUCUGACAGACAAGUACGUAGGCAUAAAAUGAACCGGAGCGUCGUCGCCUGAGCGGGCAAAGUGGAAAGCGGACACUUUGGUUGACAGUCGUUCUUUUUUGUAGAUUGCGUGAUCACAAGGCUGAAUUAACUUCGAUUACUGCGGAAAAAAGUAAAGCCAUUGAAGGCGCACAACAAUGGUUGGCGAAUACCACCGAUCGACAUCAUCUGCAGGUGGAAAAGCAUCGUCGGGCUAGAAACCUGGACCAUUUAACCUCUCAAAGGCGGAGUCUCAGGCAAGAGUGCGAAGAAAUGACAUGCAAAAUCGAUGCAUUGCGGGCACGGAUAAAGCAACGUCAAAUGGCAGUCAGCAGUGGCGAUGAGCGAUUAAAAGUGGGCAUAUCAGAUCAAGCGGAUUGGUCAAAGGAAUUGCAUCGGCUGACCACUCAAUGGUACCGUAUUCAUAAAUCCACCGUUGCCACCCGACGUGUUCUGGUCAACGAAGUCGUAUCCUUAUUCGAUGUGAAACAAGGCCGGAUCGAAGAUGACGAAGGGGAACAGACGGCCAUGUAUCAUUCAAUAUGUAACUUGAAGUUGCCCUCAAGACCCGUGGACCUGACACGAUGCGCCAAAGAACCAAUCAAUGCAGCGGUUGAACUGAUUGUACAUGCAUUACUGCUUUUCGUACGUUACCUAGGCAUCAAGCUGCCAUUUCGAUUAUUCUAUCAACAAGCCCAUCUCUAUGUACGUCCAUCGACCAUCUGGAAAUACGCAAAAGAAAAAAUGCCCCUGUUCCUCGAUGAUGACCGGGAUUACCGGAAAUUCAUUCUGGGUGUAGCAAUGCUGAAUUAUAACCUUGCGUAUCUGUGUCAUCUCCAGGGAGUCGUUGUAUCCAUGGAACAGUUGGCCGAUACCCUAUCGCUCCUCUCCCUUUGUUGCCGAGCACCUCGAUUGGGCAUAAAAUCGCAUGCCACCCUCCAUCGUGGUGUGCGCGAUCUCGACUGCCCUUUGGAUUUUCAACAGGUCGUUAAAAUAACAGCAUCCAGAUAUUGGUGCGGGUCACCGAAAAAAGAUGCAUUAAAUGCCCAUGUCGCGUCCAUUUACGACCACUUUUUUAGUAAAAGACGACGAUCCAACCACACGCCAACCUUUGACCUCACUGCGUCCCGAGUUGGUGACACGAGCGAUGACGAUGAUGAAUAUGAAAAUGGCGAAGACGACGACGACGACGAACAUUGGAAUCUGGUGGACAAUGUUCCUAUCCCCUCCAUAUCCACCAGCCCUAUUUCCACCUACCGACUGUUUCCAUCUUUCCAAUGAAAAAAAAGGAAAAGAAAAAGACAACUUUGUAUAGAAAAUAACCAACCAUUUCUUUUUGCCUCAUUCUUUUUUUAUCGUCUUUUUUAUCGCCGUCAUUUUUUUAUAUAGUUUACUUUAGGGAAUCAAAAAGGGUGUCAAUGUAUACAGAAGGUUAAGAACAAAGAAAAUCGCAAACACAAAAGUAAAUUACAUUUUCCAAAAAAAAAAAAAAAAA